Symbiodinium natans is the source of this 354-nucleotide messenger RNA. NCBI's taxonomy places the organism in Eukaryota, Dinophyceae, Suessiales, Symbiodiniaceae. The record is from the annotation of a GenBank genome assembly.
AUGUCAGACCUGCUGCCGUUGCCUCAGCCCAUCGUUGUGGUGGUGCCACUGGUGUUCGAGGCUCGCUGGAACAACACCUACUACGACAGCAAUGACGGCUACGGCAGCUAUGUCGACUACAGCAACUAUGGCGGCUACAGCUACGGUGAGUACUGCGACUAUGCCAGCUACAACUACGGCGGCUACGGCGGCUACGGCGGCUGCGGUUACUACAGCACGACAACUUCUACUGAAUUCCCAGGCCAUGCCAUCUGCAGCGUACAGAGCGCUGGGCAGGGCCCACAAAGACCUCGAGAGCACCCACAAGGAGGCCCAACAGCUUUGUCUUUGGCCCUUCCGCCACGGUGGAGGUGA